AUGAAUUAUUGCAGCGUAGCUGUCUCAGUUGAAAGAGAUCCGUUUCAAAGUUGCCAUUUUUUCCCCCCUUCUCUUUUUUUCUUUUUAGUCUUUAUCCAGCUUCUUUCCAUGUCUCUCUAUACCUGCAUCUCCUGCCGUGUGGCUUUUGCCACCCCAGAGCUGCAAAAAGCCCACCACAAGACCGACUGGCAUCGGUACAACCUGAAACGUAAGGUAGCAGAGCUUCCACCAGUAACAGCUGCCGACUUUCAGCAACGUGUCUUGGAGAGAAAAGCACAGCUGGCAGAAGAUGAGAAAAAACAAGAUGCCUACUGUCAAUUGUGUAAAAAACAAUUUAGUACCCAAAAGGCAUUUGAAAAUCAUGAACAGUCUAAAAAACACCGUGAAGCUGCGUCAAAAGUAACAGAGGACAUGGUGGAGAAGAACAACCGCAAGAAUUUGGCCAUGAAUGACGCUGCGGUCAAGGAUGACCAAUUUGAAGCAGACCAAAAAGAGUAUGAAAUCUCUCUUUCUAUUUCUAUCACUCAAUCUGUCUCUCUCUUCCCCUCCUCUCUCUUCCCCUCCUCUCUCUUCCCCUCCUCUCUCUUCCCCUCCUCUCUCUUCCCCCUCCUCUCUCUUCCCCCUCCUCUCUCUUCCCCCUCCUCUCUCUUCCCCCUCCUCUCUCUUCCCCCUCCUCUCUCUUCCCCUCCUCUCUCUUCCCCUCCUCUCUCUCCCCCUCCUCUCUCUCCCCCCCUCUCUCUUCCCCUCCUCUCUCUUCCCCUCCUCCCCCCCUCCUCUCUUUCCCCCUCCUCUCUCUUCCCCUCCCUCUCUUCCCCCCCUCUCUCUUCCCCCCUCUCUCUCCCCCCCCUCCUCUCUUUCUGUUUGUCAGUGGCUUUUUUUUUUUUAAAUAAACCAAAAUAUUCUCUUAAAAGUAAAUCUCUGGAGAAAAACAUGAAACACAUGACUGUUGAACACAGCUUCUUUGUUCCUGAUGCUGAAUAUCUGGUUGAUUUGGAGGGACUCAUCUCAUACCUUGGUGAGAAAGUUGGUGAAGGUAACAUGUGUUUGUGGUGUGGAGAAAAGGGCAAGGCUUUCUAUUCCCCCCGAGCAGCCCAACAACAUAUGAUGGACAAAGGUCACUGCAAAAUGCUACAUGAAGGUGAGGCUUUGCUGGAGUAUGAAGACUUUUAUGAUUACAGAUCCAGCUAUCCUGAUUAUGAAGAGAAACCAACUGGUAAAGAUGAAGAUGAUGAGGAAGAAGAGGUUAACAUUGAGCAGUUGGUUGUUGAUGGUUAUGAACUUGUGUUGCCUUCAGGUGCCACAGUUGGUCAUCGUUCACUAAAAAUUUAUUACAAGCAGAACCUUCCCCAACGACGAGUUGGGCGCAGCAACACUGCACUUCCAAGAAUUCUUGCUCAAUACAAAGCCCUUGGAUGGACAGGCACUACCACUGUUGCAGCCAAGCAGAAAGCAAAAGAUAUUUCAUACAUGCGCCAACUUCGUUCCAGACGAGAUUUACAUCUCAGUAUGAAAGCCAACAAAUUGCAACCCCAUUUCAGACCGCAGGUUGUGUUUUAG
This is a messenger RNA of Acanthosepion pharaonis, 1557 nucleotides long. NCBI's taxonomy places the organism in Eukaryota, Metazoa, Mollusca, Cephalopoda, Sepiida, Sepiidae. The record is from the annotation of a GenBank genome assembly.